Messenger RNA from Linum tenue, 2076 nucleotides. Lineage: Eukaryota; Viridiplantae; Streptophyta; Magnoliopsida; Malpighiales; Linaceae. The record is from the annotation of a GenBank genome assembly.
GCAAUGAAAAACGCUUUUACUUAAACAAUCCAAUUCCCGAAUUCGGAGGACGGCAAUGGCAAUGGAAUCAACCAAUGAUUCGUUACUAUGAAGUUAAUUACUAAUUUAAUCAAACCAGCAGUCCAGGUGGCCACUAUCUCUGCCAGCUGGCGUACAAACCCGAAACACUCUCUAACUAGAAGAAGCAAUUUCAUUUGCUUUGAAUAUUCAGAAACCAGAAAGUACUCUGCAUUUCCACUCACAGAUUUCCGUGUUCCACCGCAAUUCCUCCUCCAUUACUCUCUUCUGUCCAAGCUCAUCUUCAUCGGAAGCUAGCUCUCGAUCAUCCGAGCCGACCAUUCAUGGCGUCCCUGAGCUUCGCGCCCCAGCCGCUCACCUGCCGGAACCUCGAUUCCCGGGCGAGAUCGGUACAGAGUCGGCGGCGCGGGGUCGGUUUCUGCAACUUCAAGCUCGUGGCCGGCGGCGGCGGUGAGAAUGGAAGCGCGGCAGCGGAGCCGGAUCUGAGCGUGACGGUGAACGGAUUGAAGAUGCCUAAUCCGUUCGUGAUCGGGUCUGGUCCCCCCGGGACCAACUACACUGUGAUGAAGCGUGCGUUUGAUGAAGGCUGGGGUGCUGUGAUUGCCAAGACUGUGUCGCUGGAUGCAGCUAAGGUAAUUAAUGUAACUCCUCGGUAUGCCAAGUUACGGGCUGGAGCAAAUGGCUCAGCCAAAGGACAGAUAAUCGGCUGGGAGAACAUAGAGCUUAUAAGUGACAGACCCCUCGAGAUAAUGCUGCAAGAGUUUAAGCAAUUGAAGGAGGAAUAUCCAGAUAGGAUUCUGAUUGCUUCUAUCAUGGAGGAGUACAGCAAAUCUGGUUGGGAGGAACUCAUAGAUCGUGUAGAGCAAACUGGAAUUGAUGCUCUUGAAAUCAAUUUCUCUUGUCCUCAUGGUAUGCCUGAGCGUAAAAUGGGCGCAGCAGUCGGACAGGACUGUGCACUAUUGGAAGAAGUUUGUGGAUGGAUAAAUGCAAAAGCUACUGUUCCUGUUUGGGCUAAGAUGACUCCUAAUAUCACUGACAUUACACAGCCAGCUAGGGUGGCCCUAAAAUCUGGAUGUGAGGGUAUAGCAGCCAUUAACACCAUCAUGAGUGUAAUGGGAAUCAAUUUGAAAACCUUGCGUCCAGAGCCCUGUGUAGAGGGGUACGUAACUCUUCUUGGACUAUGCGCCGAUUUCUGCCAUGUCAUCUAGGCAUAUAUGCAUUCUUCACAUUGAGCCUCUUGGUAUCAGAUAUUCAACUCCAGGUGGUUACUCUUCCAAAGCAGUGCACCCAAUUGCACUCGGAAAAGUAAUGAAUAUCGCCAAAAUGAUGAAGGCGGAAUUUAACGACGAGCAGUACUCACUCUCUGGCAUUGGAGGUGCCGAGACAGGUGGUGAUGCAGCCGAGUUUAUUCUCCUUGGAGCAAGCACAGUUCAGGUGUGCACGGGAGUAAUGAUGCACGGCUAUCCCAUGGUGAAGAGCCUCUGCGAGGAGCUCAAGGACUUCAUGAGAACGCACGACUUCUCGUCCAUUGAAGAUUUCAGAGGGGCAUCUCUGGAUUACUUCACAACUCACACCGAUUUAGUACGGCGGCAGCAAGAGGCCAUUCAACAGAGGAAGGCUGUGAGGAAAGGUUUGAAAUCUGAUAAAGAAUGGACCGGAGACGGGUUUGUAGAAGAGACUGAGAGCAUGGUUUCCAAUUGAACACCAUUCCUCCUUCUCGAUCUCCUUCUGUGUCCCAUACUUGUCUGAUUAAAAUGAAAAAUUAACGAAUAAAAGAGGCAAGCUAAAGGAUGUUGUCUGUUAAUGAUGAACUGUGGAAGGCUUCUGUGCAUUACUACGAAUAUGAACACGAAUGUUGCGUAAAUCUGAACUGUAAUAUUUGACUGUAAAACUUCAGAAUCAGUGAAUUACCCAUGCUCACUUUGUAUCAUUGUAUGUGAUUAUGUACUUGUGCGCAUGCAGAACAGAGAGCAGCAAUGAUUACUUGUACUAAGUGUGGAACGAAUAUGUUGUGGUUGGCUUGUUAAAUCUAAAUCUAAGUCUUAAGGUUACUGAUAA